CUGUCUUCUCUCUACCACUGUCUGCAUUCUCUUUGCUGCAUCAGCACCAGGAGCGCCAGGCUGCCUGAGCCUCGGUCCCCCUUUGGACUCGCUUGGAAGUCACAGAACUCACCUUCCUAUAUCCAAAGCAGCUGAUCAGAGUGAAAGAAGCCCCAUCCACUGAGAACAGCAACCAACCCGUCAACCUAACAGACUAGAAUAAUACUUAAAUAAUAUUAUAACAUAAAAUUCUCAAAUCCCACUCGGCAGCAUGAAGGACCGCACUCAGGAGCUCCGGAGUGCUAAGGACAGUGAUGAUGAUGAAGAAGUUGUUCACGUGGAUCGAGACCAUUUUAUGGAUGAAUUCUUUGAACAGGUGGAAGAGAUCAGGGGAUGUAUCGAAAAGCUCUCUGAAGAUGUUGAACAAGUGAAGAAACAGCACAGCGCUAUCUUAGCUGCACCAAACCCUGAUGAAAAAACAAAACAAGAACUGGAGGACUUGACAGCCGAUAUCAAAAAGACAGCAAACAAAGUGCGAUCCAAAUUGAAAUCCAUUGAACAGAGUAUUGAACAGGAAGAAGGGUUAAACAGGUCUUCGGCAGAUCUGCGCAUUCGGAAAACACAGCACUCCACUUUGUCACGGAAGUUUGUAGAAGUAAUGACAGAGUACAACGCCACACAGUCCAAAUAUCGUGACCGCUGCAAGGACAGAAUUCAAAGACAGCUGGAGAUCACUGGAAGAACGACUACAAAUGAAGAGCUGGAAGACAUGCUGGAGAGUGGGAAGCUGGCGAUUUUCACUGACGAUAUAAAAAUGGAUUCACAGAUGACAAAGCAAGCCCUGAGUGAAAUUGAGACACGACAUAAUGAGAUCAUUAAGCUGGAAAACAGCAUUCGAGAGCUACAUGACAUGUUCGUGGAUAUGGCCAUGCUGGUGGAAAGUCAGGGGGAGAUGAUCGACAGAAUUGAAUACAAUGUUGAACACUCGGUGGACUAUGUGGAGAGGGCUGUAUCAGACACCAAAAAAGCAGUAAAAUAUCAGAGCAAGGCUCGAAGGAAGAAAAUUAUGAUAAUUAUAUGCUGUGUGGUAUUAGGUGUAGUAGUAGCUUCCUCCAUUGGAGGCACACUUGGAUUCUAAUUUGAACAUAUAAAAAUAACAAUAAAUUGUAUAUUCAGUGAACAUAACAGCACAUAUUCCAGCUACCUGUAAUUAACUUCUGAACAGAUGACUAAAUCUAAGUUUCUUUGCUGAUGGCGACAGGAUACGCAUGCACAACUCAGAAUAAGGCCAGGCUCUUUUUAUUCAAGGCAAAUGAGCAUGGAAUUCUGGCAAUGCCUUUAAUAUUAUUAGUUGGGAGGGGAGGAAAGUAAGAGGAGGUGUAGAGUGGGCAUUGCUAUGCUCCCAAGCCCACUGUCGAUACCCCAAAAAAAGCAAUGGGCAGCAUUUGACCAAAAUGUCUCAAAAGGGUCUUCAAGCUAUAUUAUGGGAACUUCUUAUUUCAGUUAUAUUGCUCCCAUUUCUGUAAAUGGCUGGUGACAGGAAAUUAUUAGUAACAGCUGUUCACCCAGUUUUAUUUUACCAUGGUAAGUGAACUUGGAGAAGCACCAGGAAAAAGUAAUGUUGCCUAGACUAAAAACAAAUUUAUAUGCACUUGUACUACUACUGCAUUCAGAAGUGUUAGGACAGUUUAUUUUGGAAUAUGUUAUCAUUUAUAACUGAGCAUGCUCAGUUUAAGGUACCCUAUCAAAUAUAUUUUCAAAGUCGGCUGAAUAAUUUCACAGCUGCUUCUGUAUGACCAUGUUAAAGAGCUACUUUCCUCAAAAGUACUUUAUAUCAUAUCAGAAACUACUUAUUUUGGAUCAGUAAAAUCUAUAUUUAGAGAAAUAUUUUGGUUUAAUUUUGUUCACAUUCCCUUGAGGCCUGUCAUUCUUAGGUCUGUUUGACAGUGGCAUUAAAAACAUCUCUAAUAUGUGAUGUCACAACUAUAACUUCCAUGACAUCAGACCAUAACCUCAGUUCAAUGGUACAAAGUCAUGGAUCUGCAAACAAAUUUAGAGGCAGCUCAUGAGGGAAAGUUUCUAUUUUUAACCAAAAAAGAGACUUUUUACUUUUAAAAGAGACCACAAAAAACAGUCAUGUAUGUAUGUGAGUGUAUAUAUAUAUAUGUAAGUAUAUAUAUAAUAUAUAUAUUUUUUAAAUUUGUCAGACGGUACAAGUAGCUCUUUAACAGUUAGGAAUACCCUUUCUCUGUUUGUUUCCGCAUGAUGUACUGUCCGUUCCAAGCUUAGAUUUAGUGGUCUUUUUAAAAUCAUUUGGUACUGAGUUGUGUAUUGUAGACAGUAUAAUGUUCUAUAGUCUGUGUUGUAACUGCUUCAGUUAUUAACAUUUUAUUUUGGGAGGAAGGAAUGGCUGUAAAUUACCAUGUUACCAUUUUCAAAAAAAAAAAAGGCAAAAACGUAUUUAUAUUUAUAUGUUUUGUUUUCUUUUUAUUGUCAGUGGUCCAUUUGUUUCGUUUUUUUGUUAUAAUUGUCAAAGCCUCACAUAUCAAACAUGUACAUAUAUACAUUACGGGUUUACAAAGGCAAUUCUGGACUUCCUUACCUAGGCUAUGUAUAAAGGACAAAUACUGUAUGUGAUUUUGCAUGCCCCUUCAAUGGAACUACAUUUCCCAUAAACCUUGGAAGUUACUUUACAGGGACAGAUUACACUGUUUCCAUCAUUGUACUAGUAAGGAAUGAAAGGCAAUAUUUCCAGAUCUUUAUUUAUGGAUUUAUUUAGCUAUUUAAUUAUUUCUUUUUUUUUUAAGACAAGCAAAAUAUUGCCAGAUUACUAAAUUAUAAAAUCUCAUUAAAAGGUGUUUCAAAUGA
This is a messenger RNA of Protopterus annectens (West African lungfish), 2847 nucleotides long. RefSeq names its product syntaxin 1B (gene STX1B). Bases 251 to 1117 code for a protein of 288 amino acids. Lineage: Eukaryota; Metazoa; Chordata; Ceratodontiformes; Protopteridae. The transcript is spliced from 10 exons. Gene Ontology annotation, molecular function: SNAP receptor activity; SNARE binding. The record is from RefSeq and is a predicted model, not a curated record. Gene Ontology annotation, biological process: intracellular protein transport; exocytic insertion of neurotransmitter receptor to postsynaptic membrane; vesicle fusion. Gene Ontology annotation, cellular component: endomembrane system; SNARE complex; plasma membrane.